Phytophthora infestans T30-4 is the source of this 399-nucleotide messenger RNA. Its product is annotated as polysaccharide lyase, putative. The record is from RefSeq and is a predicted model, not a curated record. NCBI's taxonomy places the organism in Eukaryota, Oomycota, Peronosporomycetes, Peronosporales, Peronosporaceae. Gene Ontology annotation, biological process: pectin catabolic process. Gene Ontology annotation, molecular function: pectate lyase activity. Bases 1 to 399 code for a protein of 132 amino acids. Gene Ontology annotation, cellular component: extracellular region. The transcript has 2 exons.
AUGGAGGGCGUGCACUGCGAGCAGAACGGCUGCACGAUCCAGAACGUGUGGUGGGAGGACGUGUGCGAGGACGCGCUGAGCAUCAAGGGCGGCUCGGCCAGCAGCGUGACCAAGGUGAUCGGCGGUGGCGCGCGCUCGGCCGACGACAAGGUCAUCCAGCACAACGGCCUGGGCACGGUCUCCAUCGAGGGCUUCUACGCGCAGGACUUCGGCAAGCUCUACCGCUCGUGCGGCACGUGCGGCGACAAGUCUCGCAAGGUGAGCCUCACGAACGUGCUGGCCGUGAACGGCAAGGUGAGCCUCGUGACGGGCUCCACUUCGGCCGAGCCCAAGAAGUUGGGCGCCGGUCCGUCGGGGUCGCUCUGCCAGUACUCCACCAGCACCAUCUCCUACGCAUAA